Messenger RNA from Rhea pennata, 2253 nucleotides. It is a transcript of the gene TTLL13, whose product is annotated as tubulin tyrosine ligase like 13. Gene Ontology annotation, cellular component: cilium. NCBI's taxonomy places the organism in Eukaryota, Metazoa, Chordata, Aves, Rheiformes, Rheidae. The transcript is spliced from 12 exons. Gene Ontology annotation, biological process: protein polyglutamylation; microtubule cytoskeleton organization. Gene Ontology annotation, molecular function: tubulin-glutamic acid ligase activity; tubulin binding. The coding region runs from base 178 to 2067 and encodes 629 amino acids. The record is from RefSeq and is a predicted model, not a curated record.
CCCACUGAAGCUGUCUUACCAUCUCUUUUUAAUUCCAGCAUUGCAUCCAUCAAUCUGACCAGCUGCAAGUAUGACAGUGUACGGCGUGCUGCACGAAGCUGUGGGCUGAAAGAAGUGGGAGAAAAUGAGGACUGGACAAUAUAUUGGACUGAUUAUUCAGUCUCUCUGGAGCGUGUCAUGGAAAUGAAACGGUUUCAGAAAAUCAACCAUUUUCCAGGCAUGACAGAGAUCUGCCGUAAGGACUUGUUGGCUCGCAAUCUUAACCGCAUGCUCAAACUCUUCCCCAAGGAGUACAAUAUUUUUCCCCGUACUUGGUGCCUGCCAGCAGACUAUGGGGAUUUCCAGGCCUAUAGUCGUGUGAGGAAAAACAGAACAUUCAUCUGCAAGCCAGACAGCGGCUGCCAAGGGAGAGGUAUCUUCAUAACACGUAACCCGAAGGAUAUCAAGCAUGGAGAGCAUAUGAUUUGUCAGCAGUAUAUCUCUAAGCCUUUCCUUAUUGAUGGCUUUAAAUUUGACAUGCGUAUCUAUGUGCUGGUCACAUCCUGUGACCCGCUGAAGAUUUUUGUCUACAAGGAGGGUCUGGCCCGGUUUGCUACCAUGAGGUACAUCGAGCCCAGCAGCAGCAACCUGGAUGAUAUCUGCAUGCAUUUGACCAAUUACGCUAUCAAUAAACAUAACGAAAACUUCGUCCGGGAUGACACAGUGGGCAGUAAGAGGAAACUGUCCACCCUGAAUGCCUGGAUGAUGGAUAAAAGCUACAAUACAAAGAAACUCUGGGAAGACAUUGAAGAUAUUGUUAUAAAGACCCUUAUUUCAGCUCACCCUGUUGUGAAGCACAAUUACCAAAGCUGCUUUCCUAACCACACUACUGGCUGUGCCUGCUUUGAAAUACUAGGUUUUGAUAUUUUGCUAGAUAGAAAGUUGAAACCGUGGCUGCUAGAGGUAAAUCACUCUCCCAGCUUUACCACAGACUCGCGCCUGGAUCGUGAAGUGAAGGAUGCUCUUCUGUGUGAUACCAUCAACCUGAUAAAUGUGCAUGCCUGUGACAAAAGGAAGGUGCUGGAGGAAGACAAGCAGCGGGUGAAGGAACGACUCCUUCAGGCCCAUCAGACUGUCCGUGUAUCCAGACGCGAGGAGUUAGAGAGCAACCAGGCUGCCUGGCUGGCUCAGGCAGAGAAGUAUGAAAACUCCCACCUGGGAGGUUACCGGCGCAUUUACCCAGCACAUGGAACAGACAAGUAUGAGCCAUUUUUCAAGCAUAGUGGCUCCCUCUUCCAGGAAACAGCAGCAUCUAAAGCACGAGAGCAGUGUGCCAGGCAGCAGCUGGAGGAAAUUCGCUUGAAGAAAGAAGAGUGGGAAGUUGUUACUGGGAAGAAGAAAAAGGAGAGAAAAGAAACCCUGCAAGGAGAAUCAGCUGGGGACAAAUCCCAGAUGCAUAACAAAACCAGAGCUCCUACAACACAACUCAUCUACAGAAGCACCAGAAUGUGGGACAGAAAGAUGCAACAAAUGCAGUAUGACUCUAUGCAACCCCAGGAUAUUGUGGAAAAGGAGGAGCAGAAAAGAGUGAAGGCUCUUCUACAGCGUGAGAACCUCAUUCGAAGUCUAGGCAUUGUAGAUCAGCUUUCCUGGCUGAUCCCCACAAUUCAUAGAUCGACAAACAACCACAGCUCCUGCACUGUUAUCUCCAAGAACCAGCCACAAUUUGUUCAGCAUACGUUCAGGGGACAGGAGGCCUGCAGUUUAAUGACGCUCCUCCCCCUCUCAUUCCUGAGAGGUACAGUCCAGGCUCCAGGACAACACAUCAUACGCAAAUCUACAAGCAAGGCCCAGCUGCCAGCCAGCCAGAGCUUUGAUCCUACCUCCUUGGGCUCCCUCUCAGUCCAGGGCCAGAGCGUUCCUUACCACGAACACUACAAAAUGCAGCAUUGCCUGCAGCCGCAGAACAUGAGCUGGCUGCGGAGCCAGGCAGCACAGACUGCGGGGGUUACCAAUCCCUGCAGCAAAACCAAGUUACUGCAGGUGAGGGGCCAGCAGUUCUCUGGUGCCACAGAGACUGAAGGCUGAGUAUAUAAUCUGAAAGCCUGCCAUCUUUUUAAAUGUGCUCCUCUGUCUAGGUGUCCCUCUGGACCAUUUGAAGGAACUUAAAUUAGCUGGUUCGUAGGCUGCUUAGCUCUUCUGCUCCCAUUGGUGUGUUUGUUAAAAUGUGUAUCCUUCUGUUUGAUUUUAACAGACCAGCAAAGAUCUAUGUUA